AUGGCAGAAUUAAAAGCUUUGGUGGCCGCGUCACUAGCCAGACUAGAAUCUGUUUUUUCUGAAUAUAAUGAAUAUUGCAUCAAAAUACUAGCUGUCGAUAUAAAUGACUCUGAAGAUUCUAGUAUAAUCGAGGACACCUAUCUAGACCUAGUAACCAAACUAAAUACUUUGUUAAAUAAGUCUGCAUUGCGGACAGCUACUCCAUGUACCUCCAAAAUAAAGCUUCCUAAUGUAGUCAUACCUACAUUCACUGAUUUACCUUCUAUGACGAAGUCAACAACUUCAACUCUGCGAAAUAUGAUUUCGGAGGUGAAGCAACAUCUGGCUGCACUCAGAAACCUGGACGAACCAGUAGACUCCUGGGACAGCAUUAUUGUAUGUAUUUUAUCCCGGAAGCUAGACUCCUUUUCCAGUCGAGCUUUCCAGAUGGACAGGGAUAACAAGUCUCGUCCCACUAUUAAAGAGUUUUUGAGUUACCUAGAAAAACGAGCACUAGCUCUGGACAACUUCUCAACGGGGAGCAGCUUCACACAACAGAAGCAACAGCCACAGCGGCUUGCCAGUCACGCCGUAGCUGCAAAUCCUGCUUCUGCAACAUGCAUCUAUUGUCCUGCUACCACAGCCUGAAGGGAAAGCUUGUCCCACUGGCCAGCGUCCUGCAACAGUGGAUACUCUGCACUCCAAUGUACCAAUCGUAGUUCACACAUCCUUCGGAUAUAUUGUUGCUGGUCGCAGUAGCAGUGCAGCAAUUAACAAUAAAAAAGCUAACAAGGUUGUAUCCUUAUUUUGUCACGAAUGUAAUGAUAGUUUGAGUGAUUGUUUGAGUUCUUUUUGGACAACUGAACAGGUGCCUGAAAUAUUUCAUGAAAAAUUACCAGAGCAUGAAUUUUGUGAAAAACUUUUUAAUGAAACUACUAAACUAGAGAAUAAUAAAUUUCAAGUUACCAUGCCUAUUAAAGUUCCAUUACAACAAGUUAACUUUGAGCUAGGGGAAUCAUUUCAUUUGGCCUACACAAGAUUUCUUAACUUAGAAAAAAGACUACAUAUGGAUCCAACUCUUUUCUAUCAGUAUAAAAAUUUUAUUGAUCAAUAUGUAGAACUAAAUCAUGGUGAAUACUGCGAUAUAAAUAGCUAUGAUAUGUCUAAA
Melitaea cinxia (Glanville fritillary) is the source of this 1147-nucleotide messenger RNA. RefSeq lists its product as uncharacterized. Bases 1 to 627 code for a protein of 208 amino acids. The record is from RefSeq and is a predicted model, not a curated record. The transcript has 4 exons. NCBI's taxonomy places the organism in Eukaryota, Metazoa, Arthropoda, Insecta, Lepidoptera, Nymphalidae.